AUGGUGUCUGAUGAUUUGAAGAAUGCGCCAAUAUACAACGAUCAUGAGGCUUCGGAUUGUCCUUCUGUUCGCGACCGAGAUAAUCUCCAGCUUCAAAGGCUAGGUAAAAACCCAGUGUUAAAGAGAACUUUCGGUAUUCUCUCCAUUUUGGGUUUCAGCUGUACAAUUAUAGGAACAUGGGAAGGAAUCCUCGACACGUUUAUCAUUGCUUUGACUAAUGGCGGUUCCGCGGGCGCUAUAUAUGCUUUUAUCUUCGCCUGGGUAGGAACUAUCUCUUGUUUCCUGCUGCUGUCGGAACUGUCCUCAAUGGCUCCCACGUCUGGAGGCCAAUAUCAUUGGUGUGCGAUGCUUUCACCACGCAGUACGAUGAAGUUCACCAGCUAUAUUACCGGUUGGCUGGCUGUCAUUGGAUGGCAAGCGGCGUUUGCAUCGACGGCUUACCUUUCCGGGACACAGAUUCAAGGCGCUGCAAUACUUGCACACAAAUACUACAAACCUGAGGCCUGGCAUGGUACACUUAUCAUGUGGGCCAGUCUCCUUCUUGCGCUUGCGGUAAACUUAGUCGGAGGCAGGUUUUUACCACGAGUCGAAAAUCUCAUCUUGGUCGUUCAUAUUCUGGGAUUCUUCGGUAUUCUCAUCCCGUUGACAACUUUGUCGGAUCACAAGACAAAGGAAGAAGUUUUCACAGAAUUCCUCAAUGGAGGUAACUUUGCUAGCCAAGGUCUGUCCUGGUUCGUGGGCAUGACUGGCUGUGUUUUUGCUUUCUCUGGCGGAGAUGCUGCGGUACAUAUGGCUGAAGAGGUUUCCAAUGCUUCACGAGUAAUUCCGCGCGCUAUCAUGCUCAGUGUAGCAAUCAAUGGGUCUCUCGGAUUUGGCAUGUUGAUAGCAAUGCUUUUCUGCCUCGGUAAUAUCGACGAUGCAUUGAACACUCCGACCGGCUACCCUUACAUCGAAAUUUUCUAUCAAGCAACGAACUCUAUACCCGGGGCUUUGGCUAUGGUCUCGAUCAAUCUUAUCAUGGCCGUUUGUAUAGUUGUUGGUAUGCUCACUGCAACAUCACGCCAAUUUUGGUCGUUUGCGCGUGAUCGAGGUGUCCCAGGGUGGCGAUUGUGGAGUCGGGUCUCUUCCAAACACCUUCCCGCAUACUCCGUCUAUCUUACCAUGACCGUCGCCUGGCUUCUCGGCCUGAUCAACAUCGGCUCAGCCGUUGCGUUGAAUGAUAUAACCUCAAUGGCCGUGUCUGGUCUCUAUGCAUCAUAUCUUAUCGUUGCAGUCCUACUUCUCUAUCGCCGUUGUCGAGGUAAUAUUACCGAGUAUGGUGAGAGUGAGGUAACUUUGAUCAAUGUUCCAGGCGCACCACUAGUUUGGGGACCGUUCCGCAUGCCGGGUCUCCUAGGUAUUUUGGUGAACAUCUAUGCCUGCAUUUACAUGGUCAUAAUCAUCUUCUUUAGUUUCUGGCCUCCGUUGAUGAAUCCAAGCCUCGAGAACGUGAAUUUCAGCGUGGUAGGAACCGUUGGCGUUGUCAUCUUCGCCAUUGCGUAUUAUGUUUUACGGGCUCGGAAUGUAUACCAGGGCCCUAUCAUGGAAGUGGCGUUGUGA
This is a messenger RNA of Penicillium subrubescens, 1599 nucleotides long. RefSeq lists its product as uncharacterized. The coding region runs from base 1 to 1599 and encodes 532 amino acids. The record is from RefSeq and is a predicted model, not a curated record. Gene Ontology annotation, cellular component: membrane. NCBI's taxonomy places the organism in Eukaryota, Fungi, Ascomycota, Eurotiomycetes, Eurotiales, Aspergillaceae. The transcript is spliced from 8 exons. Gene Ontology annotation, biological process: transmembrane transport. Gene Ontology annotation, molecular function: transmembrane transporter activity.